GAUGUGAAGUGAGAGGGAGGUUGGGAGCCAGUUAGCAACAAAUCCCGCGAUUUUAUGUUGCUGUGUCUGAGCCGUCAAGUGUCUCUCGCAGUCGCUCGACAAGUCAUACAUCAAAAUCCGAUUCUGUACUCGAAGCCCGUUUCUCUGACUCUGAGAGUAAACUCACUCAUUAGCUAUUGUACUGUUUCUGCUGACGCUACCAGCCUGAAUCAGUUCAGCAUGACUGAGAGGAGGCCCUUCGUCCGGCUGCCCACUGACGUUUCCCCCGUUAACUACGCGCUAUGUCUCAAACCAGACCUGGUCGACUUCACCUUCGAGGGAAAACUGGAGGCGGUGGUGCAGGUUACACAAGGUACAAACCAAAUUGUGAUGAACUGUGCUGAUAUAGACAUAAUCACUGCAUCUUUUGCACCUGAAGGAGGAGAAGAAAUUAACGCUACAGGAUUCAACUAUCAAAAUGAGGACGAAAAGGUCACUUUGUCUUUUCCCAGUGCUCUUCUUAAAGGAUCAGGUGUGUUGAAAAUCGAUUUUGUAGGAGAGUUGAAUGACAAAAUGAAAGGUUUUUACCGAAGUAAAUAUACAGCUGCUUCAGGAGAAGUUCGCUACGCAGCUGUCACACAGUUUGAGGCUACGGAUGCUCGUCGAGCUUUUCCUUGCUGGGAUGAGCCAGCUAUCAAAGCUACUUUUGACAUAACCCUUAUUGUUCCCAAGGAUCGAGUAGCCUUGUCAAAUAUGAAUGUCAUCGACCGAAAGCCGUACCCAGAAGACGACAGUCUGGUAGAGGUGAAGUUUGCCACCACACCCAUCAUGUCUACAUACUUGGUAGCAUUUGUCAUUGGCGAGUAUGACUUUGUGGAGAGCCAGUCGUCCGAUGGUGUGACUGUCCGUGUGUACACACCGGUGGGGAAAGCGGAGCAGGGCAAGUUUGCAUUGGAGGUGGCUACAAAGACCUUACCUUUCUACAAAGACUACUUCAAUGUUCCCUAUCCUUUGCCUAAAAUUGAUCUGAUAGCUAUUGCUGAUUUUGCUGCUGGUGCCAUGGAAAAUUGGGGUCUUGUUACCUACAGAGAGACUGCUUUGCUGAUUGACCCAAAGAAUUCAUGUGCAUCUUCACGCCAAUGGGUGGCCCUUGUAGUGGGCCAUGAGCUGGCACAUCAGUGGUUCGGGAAUUUGGUUACUAUGGAGUGGUGGACUCAUUUGUGGCUUAAUGAGGGAUUUGCAUCAUGGAUCGAAUACCUCUGUGUGGAUCACUGUUUCCCUGAGUACGACAUCUGGACGCAGUUUGUAUCUGCUGACUACACCAGGGCUCUGGAACUGGAUGCUCUUGAUAACAGUCACCCUAUUGAGGUUAAUGUUGGACACCCCUCAGAAGUGGAUGAAAUAUUUGAUGCCAUAUCAUACAGCAAAGGCGCUUCCAUAAUUCGAAUGCUGCACAACUACAUAGGUGAUGAGGAUUUUAGAAAGGGAAUGAAUUCAUACCUUUUAAAGUUUCAGCACAAAAAUGCAUUCACAGAGGACCUAUGGGACUGUCUGGAACAGGCCAGUGGGAAACCUAUUGCUGCAGUGAUGAGCACUUGGACCAAACAGAUGGGAUUCCCCAUUAUUGUAGUGGACCAGGAGCAGCAGGGAGAGGACCAAGUGUUGAAGAUAUCUCAGAGGAAGUUUUGUGCUAGUGGUCCACACACUGGGGAGGACUGUCCUAGUUGGAUGGUUCCCAUUAGCGUCUGCUCCAGUGAGGACCCCAGCUGCUCCAAAAUACAGGUUUUGUUGGACCAGCCUGAACUCACAGUCACCAUCCCCAAUCUUGGACCAGAUAAGUGGGUCAAGAUUAACCCUGGCACAGUGGGUUUCUAUAGGGUCCAGUAUAGUUCAACAAUGCUGGAAAGUUUGCUGCCCGGAAUCAGAGAUCUAACACUGCUCCCGGUGGAUCGCCUGAGUCUGCAAAAUGACCUGUUCUCCCUGUCUCGUGCUGGCAUGAUCAGCACUGUGGAGGUACUGAAAAUGAUGGAGGCGUUUGUGAGCGAGCCGAACUACACAGUGUGGAGUGACCUAAGUUCAAAUCUGGGCGUGCUCUCAUGUUUGCUCUCUCACACCGAGCACCACGAGGAGAUUCAGGAGUUUAUCCGCGACCUCUUUACCCCCAUUGGACUUAAGCUUGGCUGGGACAGCAAGCCUGGAGAAGGCCACUUGGACGCUUUGCUGCGAGGGCUUGUGUUGGGCAAGCUGGGUAAGACAGGACACAAAGCCACGCUGGAGGAGGCUCGCAGGAGAUUUAAAGACCAUGUGGAAGGCAAGCAGAUCCUAUCUGCAGACCUCAGAAGUCCAGUUUACCUGACAGUUCUAAAGCAUGGAGAUAGUGCAACGCUGGACACAAUGUUAAAGCUCCAUAAGCAGGCUGACAUGCAGGAGGAAAAGAAUCGCAUAGAAAGAGUUCUGGGAGCAAUCUCAUCUCCUGACCUCAUCCAGAGGGUGCUCAGUUUUUCUCUUUCGGAGGACGUGCGUCCCCAGGACACCGUGUCGGUGAUUGGAGGCGUGGCCGGAAGCAGUAAACUGGGCCGCAAGGCAGCCUGGAAAUUUGUCAAAGACAACUGGGAGGAGCUUCAUAACCGUUACCAGGGCGGGUUCCUCAUAUCUCGACUGAUUAAGGUCACUGUUGAUGGAUUUGCAAUUGACAAAAUGGCUGCAGAAGUAAAGAGUUUCUUUGAGACUCACCAAGCGCCAGCGGCCGAGCGCACGGUCCAGCAGUGCUGCGAGAACAUUCUCCUGAACGCAGCCUGGCUCAAACGGGAUGCACAUGACAUCCACCAGUACUUGCUGCAGCGCAAAGCACCCCCGGUCUGACCCCUGAACUCUGACGCCAGCCUCUCCUGACCUGCUCACUCACUCCAAUCUCCCAGCAAAUCAUCGCUGCCUCCACCACUCCGCCCAGCAGAGCGAGUGUAUCCAGAAACCAAUCCUGCUUUGUUUUUUAUAUCCAGUGACUAUUAAAGAGCUGCAGUUCUAUCUUGCAAAAAUACAGAAGAGAAAAUUAAAUCAAGACAGAAUCAACACUGUUAGUAGUGUGAUAAGGACUGUUGUACCCUGUUCUGCCUUCUGAAGAUGAUGCACAUGCAAAGAUGUAAUCCCAAAUGCUAAACAUUUCAGAUAUGAUUUCAUUUUAAAAUAGUAACGCAUGCACUUGCUUUCUACAGUACACUUCAAGUACACUUCUUUGCCACACAUUUCAGUAUGGACUUUGACCUACAUCUACACAGUAGUAUGAAAACUGUGAAUUGCUUCUGCUCUUCCAACUCUCUUUAAAAAGAGGCAUGCUUGCAGCAUUUGAUAUCGAUGCGUUGAUAUCGAUGCUUUUCUUCAAUGUUUAUUUUUACACAUGUACACAUGUUUUCUGUGUAAACAGUAUUCUACUUUUAUCUGCUGGGUCAUCCGUGAUGAUGGCUAUAGCCAGUUUUCCUUAGAAUCAACUUGAGAAUUGGUUGGCAGAAUGGGGUGAAAGGUCAUGGUGUUGUGCUUGUAAAAUGAACUUAUAACAGCAACGGCACUGAUCCACAACGCUAAAACGGUUCAUCCGGCCUGAACAGCGUAAGAAUGGUACUGUAUGUAUAUUGUAAAAUGCAAACGUUCUUGAUGAGACCUUCAAAUAACCAGAAUUGCAUCGUACAUGAUCCUUCCUCCUUCAUCUGUAUGUAAGAAUUCCCUUUACACAACACACUCCCAGUGGCAUGUCCCUCUUGAGUAACUACAGAAUGGGAAAAAUAAACUGCAUUUUAGAUAUAUCCCUGUACCCUAUGGGUUGAAGGUAUAUUAUAAAAUGUAUAUUCAACAGUUCUUUUGUUGUAAACGUCACACUUAAAUAAAAAAGACAUACCUUG
Trichomycterus rosablanca is the source of this 3872-nucleotide messenger RNA. It is a transcript of the gene npepps, whose product is annotated as aminopeptidase puromycin sensitive. NCBI's taxonomy places the organism in Eukaryota, Metazoa, Chordata, Actinopteri, Siluriformes, Trichomycteridae. Gene Ontology annotation, biological process: proteolysis; peptide catabolic process. Gene Ontology annotation, molecular function: zinc ion binding; peptide binding; metalloaminopeptidase activity. The transcript is spliced from 23 exons. Gene Ontology annotation, cellular component: cytoplasm. Bases 55 to 2841 code for a protein of 928 amino acids. The record is from RefSeq and is a predicted model, not a curated record.